Molecule: messenger RNA, 3321 nt
Organism: Metarhizium brunneum ARSEF 3297
Lineage: Eukaryota; Fungi; Ascomycota; Sordariomycetes; Hypocreales; Clavicipitaceae
Gene: NEW1
Product: [NU+] prion formation protein 1
Molecular function (GO): ATP hydrolysis activity; ATP binding
Source: RefSeq, a predicted model, not a curated record
AUGCCUCACCCCGUCUCACCACCUACCAUGGUGUCCAAAGACGCCGCCCCUCCACCGUCGCAGGAGGACGUCGCCGGCUUAAUCAACACCAUCUCCAGCGCCCAGACUUCUGCCGCCUCUGUCGACGCGAGCUACGGCCUGUGCGAGCUGCUCCUCAACUCGGUCGGCUAUGCAGGGCUGAACCAGUACGGUGUCUUGGCCGAGAUCAAGAAGGCUGCUGCUGAUAAGAAGAAUGGCCUCAAGAGGGAGAGCAGUCAGAACCUCCUGGGCGCCAUCUUUGAGCGAUUCCCCCCGAAACAAGCCGUUUCCGAGGUCGUCUUCCUCGUCCAGGAGGAAGGCCUUGUGCCUUGUGCGCUGGACGCACUGGCCGACAAGGGCGCCGUCGUUCGCGAGGCUGCUCAGUAUGGCCUCGAUGCCCUCUUCAAUAACCUGAGUGCCGAGGCCCUUGUCACCGGCUUGCUGCCUGUCCUGACCAAGUACUUGGACAAGAAGACGGGCAAGUGGCAGGGCACAGUUGGUGCGUACAAGCUGCUCCAGAAGAUGGCCGACAAGGCCAAGCUGGCCAUUGGCGCCAGCAAGGAGGAGGCUGAAGAGAAGGAUGUCCUUCGCGAGGCCAUGGGCGCCAAGCUUGCCGGGCUCAUCCCCAUUGUCGAGGCUGGCAUGCACGAUCUCAAGGCCGAGGUUGAGAAGCAGUCUGUCCAGACUAUGAACUCGCUUACCACGCUGCUCUCCAACGACGACGUUACUCCUCGGAUCCCGCUUCUGGUCGAGACUAUGCAGCACCCCUCGGCUCAAGCUACUCAGAAGGCUAUCCAUGCCUUGUCCCAGACCACCUUUGUGGCCAUUGUGACCUCGCCUGUUUUGGCACUCUUGACACCCUUCCUUGAGCGCUCGCUCAACUCGCCCAAUACCGCACAGGAGGUCUUGCGUCAGACCUGUGUUAUUACCGAGAACUUGACCAAGCUGGUCCACGACCCCAUCGAGGCUAGAACAUUCUUGCCCAAGCUCUCGCCCGGUAUCAAGGCUGUCGCCGAUCGUGCUUCGCUCCCUGAAGUCCGUGAAAUUGCUGAGCGCGCCCUCGCCAUUAUGGAAAAGGCCAUGGCCAACGACAAGGAGGUCAUAGCCAGAACCACACUUGACGAUGUCGCCAAGAUUGUGGACGAGCAGAUCAAGAAGAACGGUGGUCUCGCUGCCCAGCAGGAUAUUUACAAGCUGGUUCAACCUUAUAUCAGUGACAUGGUUGCCGCCGAUGUCAACUACCGUUUUGUCAACCGCAUUGCUGCUCGCAUUGCACCUUACUUGCAGCCCCUUCUGCAGAAGCCUGAGGCGGCUCAGAAUAUUGCCGACGCUAUUCAGCAGCACUAUGUUGAUGAGGAUCAUCGCCGGUACGGUGUUCCCGAGAAGGAGGAUGACGGAGAGGUCGAGAUUGUCAAUGCCGACUUUUCAUUGGCGUACGGUGGUAUGCUGCUUCUAUCGCACACCAACCUGCGCCUUCUCAAGGGCCAUCGCUACGGUCUGUGUGGCCGCAACGGUGCUGGAAAGUCUACUCUGAUGCGAUCUAUUGCCAAUGGCAAGCUUGAGGGGUUCCCUCCCCAGGAUGUUCUCCGCACAUGCUACGUCGAACAUAACCAGGGCGAAGAUGCUGAUAUUUCCAUCCUCGAGUUUGUCGCAAAAGAUCCCGAGAUUGGACCCCAGGGCACUGAGCGCAUCUCCGAAGUCUUGACUGAGUUCGGCUUCACUCCUGGCGCCGAAGGUCGUCAGGCCCAAAAGGUCGGCUCCCUCUCCGGCGGUUGGAAGAUGAAGCUUGCCUUGGCUCGUGCCAUGCUUAAGAAGGCCGACGUUCUCCUUCUCGACGAACCUACCAACCAUCUGGACGUGGCCAACAUUGCCUGGCUCGAGAAUUACCUCAAGUCUCAUCCCAAUAUUACCAGUCUGAUUGUCUCCCACGACUCUGGAUUCCUGGACAAUGUCACCACGGAUAUCUAUCACUACGAGCCCGGCAAGAAGCUUGCCUGCUACAAGGGCAACCUGGCUGCCUUUGUCAAGAUCCGCCCGGAAGCCAAGGCCUACUACACGCUGUCCGCCUCCAACGUGCAGUUCAAGUUCCCUCCGCCCGGAAUCUUGACGGGAGUCAAGUCGAUGACUCGUGCCAUUAUUCGCAUGACCAACGUCUCGUACACAUAUCCCAAUGCGCCUAAACCGUCGCUGUCAGACGUCUCGUGCCAGCUCACCUUGUCCUCCCGCGUGGCCAUUAUUGGCCCCAACGGUGCGGGCAAAUCCACUCUCAUCAAGCUGCUCACCGGCGAAACCAUCCCCAGCUCUGGCAAGGUCGAGAAGCACCCCAACUUGCGUAUCGGCUACAUCAAGCAGCACGCGCUCGAACACGUGGAGAUGCAUCUCGAGAAGACGCCCAACCAGUACCUCCAAUGGCGGUAUGCCCACGGUGAUGACCGAGAGGUGCACAUGAAGCAGACCCGUGCCUUGUCCGACAAGGAUCGCGAGCAGAUGGACAAGUGGGUUGAUUUGAAGGACGGCAAGUCCCCCCGACAGAUUGAAUCUCUUGUCGGCCGUCAAAAGUACAAGAAGACGUUGCAAUACGAAGUUAAAUGGCGCGGCCUCCUCCCCAAGCACAACACCAUGAUCUCUCGCGAGACCCUCACGGAACUAGGUUUCGACAAACUCGUUCAAGAGUUUGACGACCACGAAGCGUCGCGCGAGGGCCUCGGCUACCGGGAGCUUCAGCCGUCCGUCAUCUCCAAGCACUUUGAAGACCUGGGGCUGGACCCGGAAAUCGCCAACCACAACGAAAUCGGCUCCCUCUCGGGCGGGCAAAAGGUCAAGGUGGUCAUUGCGGGCGCCAUGUGGAACAACCCACAUCUGCUGGUGCUCGACGAACCGACCAACUUCCUGGACCGCGACUCGCUGGGUGGCCUGGCCGUCGCCAUCCGCGAGUUCAAGGGCGGCGUCAUCCUCAUCUCGCACAACGAGGAGUUCGUCGGCGCCCUGUGCUCGGAGCAGUGGCACGUCAACGAGGGGCGCGUCGCGCAGCGCGCCAACGCCGCCGUCUCGCUCGACCGCUUCGAGGACUCGCGCCCCGGCAGCGCCGUCGCCAGCACCGCCGCCAGCUCCGUCGUCAGCAGCGCCGUCAACUCGGGCGUCGAGGACAACUCGGACAUGAAGUUCCGCGCCCGCAAGAAGAAGAAGAUGACUAAGAAGGAGCUCAAGGAGAGAGAGGUCCGCAGGCGCCUGCGCCACAUUGACUGGCUGAAUAGCCCCAAGGGCACGCCGCAUCCUCCCGAUACCGACGACGAGGAUAAUUAA